GCUAUAUAAAACAAAACAAUCCAUCUCCAUUUUCCAACAAAAACAACAUGGAGGUUCGCGAAAUAGCAUACCGUUACUUAACCGAAUUCAACCACACUCCCGUCACUCAAACCAUCGCACGCGCCGUCCAUGCACUCAUUCUCACCUCCGGCUUCAAACCAAACACAUACAUCCUCAACCGUCUUAUCAACAGCUACGGUAAAUCCUCCAACAUCACUUAUGCUCGCAAACUGUUCGACAAAAUUCCCAAACCAGACAUAAUCGCCAGAACCACCAUUAUUUCCGCAUAUUCCUCCUCCGGUAACGUCAAACUCGCCCAAAUCAUCUUCAAUGCCACCCCACUCACCAUCCGCGACACCAUCAGUUACAAUGCCAUGAUCACUGCAUAUUCUCACGGUAAAGAUGGUCACGCCGCACUCAAUCUCUUCGUUCAAAUGAAAAGAAACGGAUUUAAACCUGAAAAGUUUACCUUCUCAAGUGUGCUUGCUGCUCUUUCCAUCAUAGCGGAUGAGGAGUGGCAUUGUCAAAUGUUACAUUGUGAGGUUAUCAAAUGGGGAGUAUUGUCGAUACCUUCUGUUUUGAAUGCGCUUUUGAGUUACUAUGUUCGUUGUGCUUCUUCGCCAUUGGUGAAAUCAUCUCAGUUGAUGGCUUCUUCUAGGAAGGUUUUUGAUGAGGCUCCUAAGAAUCAGGUAUAUGAACCUUUGUGGACUACCAUGAUUAAUGGUUAUGUGAGGAAUGAUGAUCUUGCUGCAGCACGCGAGCUUCUUGAUGGAAUGCCUUAUCCUAUUGAUGUUGCCUGGAAUGCCAUAAUUUCUGCUUAUGUUGGCCGUGGUUUAUAUGAAGAGGCAUUUGACACGUUCAGGAGAAUGCAUUCAAUGGGAAUUCAGGAGGAUGAGUAUACUUACACCAGUUUGAUUAGUGCCUGUGCUUCUUGUAACGAGAAAGUGGGGAUGUUCAAUUGUGGAAGACAGGUGCAUGGUUAUAUUCUCCGGACAGUGGUGGAUCCAUCACAACAUUUUAUUUUGUCUGUUAACAAUGCUUUGAUUACUUUCUACACUAAGCAUGAUAGAAUGGUAGAGGCGAGGCGAGUCUUUGAUAAAAUGCCAGCGAGAGAUAUUAUUUCUUGGAAUGCUGUUUUGUCUGGGUAUGUCAAUGCACGGCGCAUUGAGGAAGCUAAUUCUAUUUUCAGGGAGAUGCCGGAGAAGAACUUGCUGACUUGGACUGUGAUGAUAUCUGGUUUGGCGCAGAAUGGUUUUGGAGAAGAAGGUUUGAAGCUGUUCAACCAGAUGAAGUCAGAGGGACUUGAACCCUGCGAUUAUGCUUAUGCUGGGGCGAUUAGUGCUUGUGGUGUUCUUGGAUCAUUGGACAAUGGACAACAAAUUCAUUCUCAGGUGAUUCAAUUGGGUCAUGAUUCAGGCCUCUCCGCAGGCAAUGCGCUGAUUACCAUGUAUGCAAGGUGUGGUGUUGUUGAAUCUGCUAAAUCUGUGUUUCUCUCAAUGCCUUAUGUGGAUUCAGUAUCCUGGAAUGCCAUGAUUGCAGCUCUUGCACAACACGGACACGGUGUCCAAGCCAUUGAGCUUUUUGAACAGAUGUUGAAGGAAGAUAUAUUGCCUGAUAGGAUAACUUUUCUCACAAUUCUUACUGCUUGCAACCAUGCUGGCUUGAUCAAAGAGGGACGUCAUUAUUUUGAUACAAUGUGUACUCAUUAUGGUAUAACCCCAGGAGAGGAUCAUUAUGCCCGUUUGAUUGAUUUGUUAUGUCGUGCGGGUAUGUUCUCAGAAGCAGACAGUGUAAUCAAAUCAAUGCCUUUUGAGCCCGGUGCGCCAAUUUGGGAAGCUCUUCUCGCUGGUUGUCGGAUUCACGGGAACAUUGAAUUGGGUAUUGAAGCUGGCAGCCGACUCCUUGAGCUUAUUCCACAUCAAGAUGGAACCUACAUAAUCCUUUCCAAUAUGUAUGCUGCUUUAGGUAAGUGGGAUGAAAUGGCCAGGGUGAGAUUACUGAUGAGGGAACGAGGAGUAAAGAAGGAACCUGGUUGUAGUUGGGUUGAGGUCGAAAAUAUGGUCCACGUCUUUUUGGUCGAUGAUGCUAGGCACCCUGAGGUUAAAGCCGUGUACACAUAUCUUGAGCAACUGGUAAAUGAAAUGAGAAAAUUGGGGUAUGUCCCUGAUACAAAGUUUGUAUUACAUGAUAUGGAACCUGAACAUAAAGAACAUGCCUUGUCUACACAUAGUGAAAAGCUUGCUGUUGUUUAUGGAAUUAUGAAACUUCCAUUAGGAGCUACAAUUCGUGUUUUCAAAAAUUUGAGGAUAUGUGGGGACUGCCAUAAUGCAUUCAAAUUUAUUUCCAAAGUGGUGGCACGAGAGAUAGUUGUGAGAGAUAGGGCGAGAUUUCACCAUUUUAGAAAUGGGGAAUGUUCUUGUGGCAAUUACUGGUAGGAAAAGGUUCUGUUUUUUCGGUUAUCAUUGAGGGUUAAUGUCAAAAGUGAUCAAAGAAUUCAUAAUAUAUGAAAUGGAGCCUGGAGCUUCCGCAAUCAGAAAUUCAAAAUCGAGAUUGAUAACAGCCCCAAAAUGAUCUCCAAAAGGUUGAUCAAUGGACACGCCAAAGGCGUUGGAAAGGAUAUCCAUGAUUCUCGGUCUACAGGUGCAGCAAUUCAAUACAGUAUCAUCUGGUUGGUAGCUAUAAUGUUGCAUGCCAUCUCGGUGGACAUGCUUUGGCAGGGUGGAAGGAGCAAUGAGAGGGGCUAACACGGAAGCUACUUUGAUUUGAAAAAGUGACAGAAUUGUGUGCCCUGUUAUCAGCUUUCUGUUUGGUGCUCAUCAAUUUGAAGGUAAGUCCAAAGCACGGCCAAAAACACCAGUAAAUGUCUGAGAAGCUUUAGUUAGGCUCUCUGUAAGCAUGACUUUGGUCAUGUUUAGAUUGACUUCUUUGAGUUUAUUUACUGAAAUAAGCACUUGUGAAUUGUGAUAUAUCCAUAAGCUAUUUUCAGCUUGUUUACAAACACAGCUUGUAACAAAAAAAUAAUUUGAAUUUAUUUUAUCUUUUGUUAUAAAAAAACUUAUACAUAAGCACC
Messenger RNA from Trifolium pratense (red clover), 3070 nucleotides. RefSeq names its product pentatricopeptide repeat-containing protein At1g25360-like. The transcript is spliced from 3 exons. NCBI's taxonomy places the organism in Eukaryota, Viridiplantae, Streptophyta, Magnoliopsida, Fabales, Fabaceae. The record is from RefSeq and is a predicted model, not a curated record. Bases 48 to 2435 code for a protein of 795 amino acids. Gene Ontology annotation, biological process: RNA modification. Gene Ontology annotation, molecular function: protein binding; RNA binding; zinc ion binding.